Messenger RNA from Sugiyamaella lignohabitans, 1407 nucleotides. RefSeq names its product asparagine--tRNA ligase SLM5 (gene SLM5). The record is from RefSeq and is a predicted model, not a curated record. Lineage: Eukaryota; Fungi; Ascomycota; Dipodascomycetes; Dipodascales; Trichomonascaceae. Gene Ontology annotation, cellular component: mitochondrion. Gene Ontology annotation, molecular function: asparagine-tRNA ligase activity; nucleic acid binding; ATP binding. The transcript has a single exon. Gene Ontology annotation, biological process: asparaginyl-tRNA aminoacylation. Bases 1 to 1407 code for a protein of 468 amino acids.
AUGAGGACAAGUCGUGCUGUGCUGGCGUCGGUUCGGACGAUUAGGUCGCUGGUGGAGAGUCCCAGGUUGGGCGAAGAUGCCACCGUGAACGGAUGGGUGCGAUCGGUGAGACGGAUGAAGAAAGUGGCAUUUGCAGAUAUCGGCGACGGAACGUCUGCUGACACAUUAGCAGUGGUGCUCACGCCGGAGCAGAGCAAACAACUCAGCACCGGGGCCUGUGUACAGCUUUCGGGAAAGCUGAGUGAAUCCCCUGGAAACCAGAAAUUCGAGCUGCAAGUGGCAGAACCAGUUCCAGGGAAACCCGACCCAGUUAAGGUGCUGGGUCCUGCCGACCAAUCGUAUCCAUUACAGAAAAAAUUCCACACAGCUGAGUAUUUACGGACGAUUCCGUCGUUUCGUUGGAAGACUCUUGGCAAUUCAAGUGUAUUGAGAUACAGAUCAUAUGCUCAAUCGCGUAUUGCCAGAUAUUUCGAGUCAGCAGGAUUCACACAAGUCAGUUCACCCAUUAUCACAUCUUCAGAUUGUGAGGGUGCUGGUGAAGUGUUCACGAUCAAUUCCGGCGAACCAGACAAGAAUCAGAAACAACCAUACUUCUUUGGUGACAAACCGGCAUACCUCAGUGUAUCCAGUCAAUUGCAUUUAGAAGUGUAUGCAGCUGCUCUGUCACGAGUAUGGAACAUGGCACCAGCAUUUCGUGCCGAGAAAAGCGAUACCAACCGCCAUUUGAGCGAAUUCUGGAUGGUAGAGGCCGAGCUGGCAUUCACAGAGUCGUUAAAAGAUGUCAUGACAGUGGCCGAACAAAUGAUUCGUGCCGCUGUGCCUGAUAGUGCCAUGGCCAUUGAUAUAAUCCAAUCCAACAAACAGAGCAGCUCAACGAAACAAGAAACCCUCAAACAGCGAUGGCAAAUGUUAUCACAGCCGAAACCAUGGGCUCGUGUGACAUAUACCGAAGCCGUGGAAUUAUUACGGAAAGAAUUUCCUUCAUUGAAGUGGGGAGACUCGCUGUCAUCAGAACAGGAAAAGCAUCUGGCAGCACAUAUUAUCCAAGGACCAGUUUUCGUAACCGAUUAUCCAAUGCAUCAGAAACCUUUUUACAUGAAAAAGAAUGCUGUAUCUGACGAAACAAAGGCAACAGUUGCCUGUUUCGACCUGCUUGUCCCAGAAAUGGGCGAGCUCAUAGGAGGAAGUCUGCGUGAAGACGACCACCAGACUCUUUUAUCGGCCAUGAACGACAAUAACAUGAACCCGGAUGACCUUGAAUGGUACCUGGACCUCCGCAAAUACGGCAGUUUUCCCCAUGGCGGCUACGGAAUGGGUUUCGAACGUCUGGUAUGCUUUGUCUGCGGAGUCGAGAACAUCCGCGAGGCCAUCGGCUUCCCUCGAUGGGCUGGCAGCUGUGUCUGCUAG